Molecule: messenger RNA, 1328 nt
Organism: Aethina tumida (small hive beetle)
Lineage: Eukaryota; Metazoa; Arthropoda; Insecta; Coleoptera; Nitidulidae
Product: solute carrier family 25 member 35
Exons: 4
Coding region: 158-1192 (344 amino acids)
Source: RefSeq, a predicted model, not a curated record
UGGUGAUGGAAACAAACUUGCAGAAGUAGUAACGCUUGGAAGUGACCUUACCAAAGAUUGAAGACAACUCGUCCACUCAGUUACCGCAGCAAGAGCUUCAAAGAAGAUUUAUACCAAGUGAAUAUACGUAAAUCAAGAAAGCAACAAAUCAAGAAAAAUGGAGUUCGUUAUUGGAGGCAUGGCAGCAAUGAGUGCGGGUUUCUUCACAAAUCCUUUGGAAGUCAUUAAGCAUCACAUGGAACUAAAUAAAAAAUCUACACAGAUCAACAACAGUGGAAAGUAUAAAGGAUUUUUGGGAACCGGCUUUCAUGUUGCCAAGCAGAAUGGACUCAAGUCGCUGCAAAAGGGACUCUCACCCGCUUUGGGCUACCACCUGGUCAGCUACGGAAUGAAAUUGGGCACCUAUCAAUUUGGUCAGAACCGUGGAUUUACAACAAACUCCGAAGGAAAAGUAAUAGUACCAAACAGCGUAAUGAUGAGUGGAAUUGGAGGAAUGUUGGGCCAAUAUUUCUCCAGCCCCUUUUACUUGGUUAAAGUACAACAUGAGAUUGAACAAAUGCAAUUUAAGAACGAUCCCAAAUUUGAGAAGAAGGAAGGAUACAUGAACACCAUAAGGAACAUCUACAGAGAUAAUGGAAUAAGAGGAUUCUUUAGAGGAGCGACUGCUUCCCUACCAAGAGCCUUCAUUGGAACAUCUCAGUUAACAUCCUUUGCGCUCGCAAAAGAGAGUUUAUAUCAAUUUGAGUCAUUCCAAAAAAAUCCCAUGCUGACUACAGUCAUCGCAAGCUCUAUUGCAGCUGUAGUCCUGUCGAUGUGCAUGACCCCGUUUGACAUGGUGCUCACGAAGCUAUACAAACAAGCUCUUAAUCCAGCAGCAACAGCGGUUAGGUACAACGGAUUUUUGGAUUGUGUAAAGAAAACAUACUUGGCGAACGGUUUGAAGCCGUUCUACAGAGGAAUGGGACCUUUGUACUUGAAACUUGGACCACACACAGUUUUAUGUCUAGUAUUCUGGGAGGAAUUCAAAGAUAUGUACAACCCCAAGGACGUCACCAACGAUUCAUCAUCCUUCUACAAGAAGUUAGGGUUUAUCGAUGACAGUUUCUCCAAAUAUGGUGAAUAUGAGCACACCAAUUACGAUUUAGAUGAAAUAUUCGUCAGUGAUCACCAAAUCAAUUCCUAUUGGAAUUAAAUUAUUAUUAUUUAUUAUUAACCUAUUUAACUAGUAUCAAAUGUAGUGAUAUUAUUAUUAUUAUUAUUAGAAACUGCACUGAAAUAGAAAUGUGAUAUUUUUAAGUUAUUUGUUAUUAAUAAAUUAUGUUGUAUUA